Micropterus salmoides (largemouth bass) is the source of this 3856-nucleotide messenger RNA. RefSeq names its product taxilin alpha (gene txlna). The coding region runs from base 125 to 1732 and encodes 535 amino acids. Gene Ontology annotation, molecular function: syntaxin binding. The transcript is spliced from 11 exons. Lineage: Eukaryota; Metazoa; Chordata; Actinopteri; Centrarchiformes; Centrarchidae. The record is from RefSeq and is a predicted model, not a curated record.
UAAAAGGAAGAAGAAGGAUCCAAGUUUUGACCGGAAGUUAUCUUUUUCUGGCUCACGCUGUUGAGGAAACCUGCAGUUCACGGAUACAUUAGCUAUUUCCUCCUUGAGUCUGAAGAUACAAGAGAUGAAAAAACAAGACACGGAAGAGUCUGCCACCCAGGGCAGUGAGGCUGCUCCACCUGCAGCAGGAGAGGUGGAGGCACCUGCAGCUGCAAAAGACAGCUUGGACAGCAACAGCCCCAAAGAGUCUGAACCACAGACGCCACAGACAGACACGCCGCCACAAGGCGACGAGGCAGGAGGUGAAGUUGCAGAGGCAUCACUGUCUCAGUGUGACAUGGCUGAGGAGCUGAGCCGGCAGCUGGAGGACAUCCUCAGCACCUACUGUCGGGAAAGCAUUUCAGACGACGCGAGUACCCUGCCCAAUGGCCAGUCACACAGCCCAGAGCUCAAUGGCCUGGCCAGUGAGAGGCAGGACGGCAAGCCAGAGAAAAGCAAAGUCAAUGGAGCAAACAACGGGGUGGAGAAGGAGCAGAAGAAGACUCAGGAGAAGAAGAAAGUGAAGGGUCUGGGCAAAGAGAUCACUCUUCUCAUGCAGACUCUAAACACUUUGAGCACCCCAGAGGAAAAGCUUGGAGGCCUCUGUAAGAAGUAUGCUGAACUGCUGGAAGAACACCGUAACACCCAGAAGCAAAUGCGAGUGCUGCAGAAGAAGCAGAACCAGCUGGUCCAGGAGAAAGACAACCUGAGGAACGAACACAGCAAGGCCAUCCUGGCUCGCAGCAAGCUGGAGAGUCUCUGCAGGGAGCUGCAGAGACACAACCGCACACUCAAGGAGGAAGGGGUGCAAAGAACGCGUCUGGAGGAAGAGAAAAGGAAGGAAGUGACCUCCCAUUUCCAGGUGACACUGAACGACAUCCAGGCUCAGAUGGAGCAGCACAACGAGAGGAACGCCAGUCUUCGACAAGAGAACACAGAGCUGGCUGAGAAACUGAAGAAGCUCUAUGAACAGUACAAACUACGGGAAGAGCACAUAGACAAAGUGGUAAAGCACAAAGACCUGCAGCAACAGCUGGUGGACGCCAAGCUGCACCAGGCUCAGGAGCUGCUGAAGGAGUCGGAGGAGCGCCACGACAGAGAGAAAGAAUUUCUGCUGAAAGAAGCGGUGGAGUCUCAAAGGAUGUGCGAGCUGAUGAAGCAGCAGGAAGUUCACCUCAAACAGCAGCUGUCGCUGUACACAGAGAAGUUUGAAGAGUUCCAGACCACUUUGUGCAAGAGCAAUGAGGUCUUCACCACAUUCAAACAGGAGAUGGAGAAGAUGACUAAAAAGAUCAAAAAGCUGGAGAAGGAGACGGCCAUGUAUCGGUCCAGGUGGGAGAGCAGCAACAAGGCUCUCGUGGAGAUGUCAGAGGAGAAAUCUGUGCAGGACCGUGAGUUUGAGGCACUUCAGGGUAAAGUCCAGCGGCUCGAGAAGCUGCGGCGAGCUCUCAAAGUGGAACGCAACGAGCUCAACAAGAAGGUUCAGAACCUCAGCGAUCCGCACAGUGGCACCACAGGAGCCCCCACCUCUGACCCAGGGACUGACUCCCCCUCUCCGCCGCCUACAGACUCUUUGCAGGAGCCUAGCAGCCUCCCUGACACCGCUCCCUGCUCCCAGUCCUGCCACUGUGACCCAGAACUGGACACAGACACCCUACUUGAAGGGGCUCAGGCCAUCGCUGCACAGGAAUGAAGCAAUGCUGCUCACAGUCCCCUCUUUCCCCUCCAGCAUCAAGCCACCAACCUGCAAGCCGCUACUCCUCUGCUGGAUGAAGCGGAUGUUAAACACUGGUCCAGAAGCAGAUCAGAUAGCAAGGUUACUUUGUGUUCUCCCAGCAUGCUCUGCAGGCUUUAUAAAGUUGAUGAGUGUGUGCCUCGUCCGUCAGUACAUUUACAUGCACACCAUAACUCAAUGACUGUGACUAACCUGAUUCAGGUAAUAAUUUGAUUAAAGCAUUUACAUGGUUCAUAAUCUUAUUUCCCCAAUAUUCAGAUUUACAUGGUUCAUUUAUUAGUCUGGUUAAUUUCCACAGGAAGCCUACAGGAAACACCUUAUAAGCAUCACACAGUAGAGGGGGAAAGUUGGAGGAGUCUUUUUGGUGUUUUUCAAAUUGAUCAUUUCAUGUAUUAGUUGUAAAAUUGCCACAUUCUUGGUGACCAAAAACGUGCUCCACAUGCCACUGUUUGUGUAGCAACAUGGCUUUCAGUCCACUGCUUUUCUGGCGUCUGCGCUGAACCAAAUCAGACUUCAGGUUUAUGAAUAUCACAGUAAUUAAAGGGACAAGUUAUCCAGCUCCGACUUAACUCGACUAAGACAACCCUGUUCACAUUAUGGACGCUGCAAUCUGCAAUAACCUCAGUAUGAGUGUGCAUGUGAAUGCACAGGAUGCCUCUGUGUUGUGCUGUUUUACUACACAUGGCCUUUUUGACUUGCAUCAAACACAGAACAGUUUGGCAAGAUAAAUAACAAUGCUGCUUGGAAUGACACAAGACAAACCGGUAAAUGGAAAGGGGAGUCAUCAGAGGUUAAAUGGGGUGUGUGUGUGUGUGUGUGGGGAGACACUGUCUCAUUUUCAUCUUGAGUGUCUGUUGGCUUGCAGUAUCCUAAAGGCCACCUAUAGUAACGUAAUGUUUCUUUCAGGUGAAGUCUUAACAGAGAUGUUAAACAAAUGAUGUAUUCAGCUAAUCCAAUUCUUAACAUAAAAAUAACAAUUGAAGGAUGUUUUUCAUUAAGAUUUCUUUUCUUUUUCUUUACAUAGCUCAGAUGUUAAGAACACUUUACAAUAUUUGUUUCACCAGAGUCUUCAGUUCUUCAUUUUAAGGGAAAUGUUUCUUUGUUUUUUGUUUGAAUCACACUGUUUAGUUUGUGCAGGGUUUGGUUUUGUGGUGUGUAUUUAUUGUUGAAGCAUAAUCUCUGAUAUUGAAAUGUGUGUGUCUUUCAGAGCACCACCAUAAAAAUAAAUCUGUUUAUUUUUUUGAUAAUUUAGAAAAUGAAUUAAGGCGUUACUUUUAUGACCAACUUUUAAUUCCUAACCUUUUUGAGUUCCGUUAAUACAUUUGUUUUCCAUGUUUUCCAGUCUGCUUAUAAACUUGUAAUGACGGCCACUUGAAACAUAUCCCCUGUAUUGCGCCGUCUUUGUGCGUUGGGAUGUAUGGGGUGUGUGGCGUACGUGAUGAUUGUCUCCUCCCAGCCCUGGUUAUUGCAGUAGCUUGUAAUCAGGUUUUUAACUAGAGAAUGUUCAAGGACCUCUAUGCAACGCUUGCCUCUUGGUUUUAUUCUGUGGCAGUCUGAACUCACAAGCACUUAGCUGAGAAUGUAUAUUCACUAUAUCUACUGUCCUGCAUGGAUGUACUAUAUUAACAGACAACAUAUCUCACAGCAGAACUCUAUUUUUGCUCAAGUUUGAACCCUGUUAAUUGUCUCUCAACUGUUUGACUUUGAACGCAAUAUUGUGCAUCACCCUGAUGCGGAGGGAAAAAGGAACGAAAAUGUUAUUGGACUUUUGAAUUGUAGUGUCACUUCCAAACAUGUCCAUUUCUCUUCAGACAUUCCCAUGUACUACUUAUUAUGUAGCAUUGGUAACAAGGUGUCAACUUACAGAAUCAGCCAUUUUCUACUUCAAUACAAAUGGCAAACCUAAUUUCUUCCAUUGUCUCACAGGACAGAUUCUGUGUACCUCUGGCCCUGUGGCGGAUGUGGGGGUUCAUUGACCAUGAGAAGGAACCAAAGAUGUUUCCUUUUUUGUCUUUUGCAGUACUUUUAUCUGACCCUGUAUAUUUUGUUUCUUGUUAAAUAAAAGAUGUAACAGUGUAUUCA